CUUAUCUUCUUUCAUCUACCCCAGAAGAAAACACCACAAUCACACCAAAAUGGGCUGGUUCCCAAGCGGCCUCGAAGAAGACUCCACCAAAUGGCGCUUCGACAUCAUCCCCCUGCUGGCGGUGAUCGGCAGCUCCGCAAUCCAAAAACACAUGCAAGCCAUCACCGCCUCUCCGUUUGCCAUUUUCCCGCGAUUAAUGCCCGCUCCUGAAUCGCUCCUCGAUACCGAUCGCCCAACACGUCCGCCCUCCGUUAAAGAUGUCAAAAUCGUCGGUGUGAACUCCGGCAUCGAACUAGACGAAUUGAACUUCUUCGCCAAUCUGAUCCACAAUGUCGAAGAUAUGGAGAAAUAUGAAUUCCGGGUGUAUCGGAUCAGCUACGCGAUGAGGGAUACCGAGGAUGGAUUGGAGGGGAAAAUCGCAUCCCCACCAACGUUUUGUUGGUUGAAUUUCGUCACUCUAGUAUCGAUUCUCAUCACCGUUGGGCUGUAUAUCUGGGCCGGGUGUAUUCAUGAUGGUACGGCGUUGGUCGGUCUAGCUACCAUGUCUUGUUCGACCAGUGUGGCGAGUUUAUCCUCGCGGUGGUAUCCCCGACUCAGUGGUCGGACGUCACAGGCGGAGGUUCCCAGUGGGGAUAUCAUUAUUCGGACGCGCGCGGGGGCGUUUAUUCUCGUCUAUGGAGAUGAUAAUGUCAUUCGGGAGCUUUAUGAAGGGAUGGAGGAUUGUGAGUAUAUGUAUAAGGGGAAGAAGCAUCACAGGUUGUUAGGCACGAGUACGGUGUUGCUCAUGGCUUCGAUUAUUCUUCUGAGUAAUUGUGGGUCGGUUAUGCAGAUUGCUAUCGGUGUUGCUUAUAUUAUUUUGAAUAGCCUGUAUUGGCUGUUGGCAUUGUUGGUUGAGCCUCGUGAUUUGUGGGAUAUGAGCAGGUAUAAUAUUGAGUUUGUCGAGGGACGCCCGGGUGAGACCUAUACGGAGACGUUGUGGUCUGUGAUUAAUAUGUCCGGGAGUAUUGAUUGGGUCGCGAAUGGCGAAUUCUUGCCCUCUACGCCGGCUUGGGAUCAGUGGUUGCAGGAGGCAAAGGAGAAUAUUGGGAAGGACUGGGAUCCGGUUAGACGGAAGGAUGAGUUGAUGAAUCCGGGGUUGGCGUAUCAUAAUGGGAGAUGGUUUGAUUAAGAUAG
Messenger RNA from Aspergillus sclerotioniger CBS 115572, 1173 nucleotides. RefSeq lists its product as uncharacterized. Bases 50 to 1168 code for a protein of 372 amino acids. The transcript is spliced from 2 exons. The record is from RefSeq and is a predicted model, not a curated record. Lineage: Eukaryota; Fungi; Ascomycota; Eurotiomycetes; Eurotiales; Aspergillaceae.